AUGGAGAAGUACAGCAUAUAUGACAGACCUUCCAGCACUCUGUCCAAGUUCCUGACUUUGAGGCCCCAGCAGAGAUGUGGAAUAAUUUAUUGGCUAUUUGGUGGUUCAGGCAGGAUCAGAAGUCUGGGACAUGUAACUAAGAGGCUUCAGCCACUGCAGGAGCAGAAAUACACUGGGAUGUUUGCAAUGGCAGAGAGGGACCCAGGGAGCAACGUGAGAGGGAUCCAGACUGAAGCCACUUUUGACCUCUCUGCACAGGAGGUUGUAAUCCACACGCUGUGCGAAGAUGCUGAGAAGAUGUACGACAGAAAUGCCAUGCACGGGAACUACGCCUCGGUCUUCGCCCAGCUCGUUGUGGGUGGACGGUCUCAAGGUCUGCCUGCAGUGGAGAAUGGGAUUUUACUAUUUGACAUUCAGAUAGCAAGGGAUAGCCUGCUGGAUAAGUUCGGGUCCGUACCCCCAGGUAAGCAGCACCAUUCCCCUGUGGAGAACAAGAGUUCAAGAUUCAACGCGAUGCUGGAAGCACUGACCCCUUCGAGAUUAGCGAUGGCUUUCCAGGCUAUUGGCGCCAUGAAGCUUGGGUUGACAAUAGCCAUUCGCUACAGCCACUGCUGGAGGCAGUUUGGGCCCAAAGAGAAGGAAGAGGUCAAGGUCAUUGAGCACCAAACGCAGAUCCUUGGGCUGAUGCCUCUCCUGGCCAUGACCUUGGCGCUGGCCAGCCGCCCGGCUGGCCAGGCCUGGACAGACAGCGCUGCUGAGUCAGGCCUGGACCUGCUGCUGGUGGUGAUGGUGGUGGCGAUGGUGGCAGUGUUGGUGGUGGUGGUGGUGAUGGUGGUGGUGAUUGUGGUGAUUAUGGUGGUGAUGAUGGUGGUGGGUUACAUGAUGGAAAUACAAAUCUCAGGCUUAAAAUGUGCCUCAGAUGUGUUUGUCACUUUUGAAGGUGACAAUGUUGUUACGCUGCAGGUCGUGGUGCAGGAACUGCUGGCUCAACACACUAAACAACAUGGAGAAAGGCUACUGGUUAGCCUGCCUGGAAGCUGGGCCAAGUCUGGGGGUGACAAGCUCAGAACCAGUUUCCUGGGAUUUAACAGGGACACAGUCAGUAACCUCACCUUUCUGUUGAAAGCGGUGAAUUUUCACGAAAGGGUUCCUCAGCGGGGUUCGGUGGCCAGAAUGGAUUACAAGGUAGUGGCCAGGAAGGAGGAUGUCUUUGAGGCCUGGAACACAUGUCUACACCACAUCGCCUGCCCGUCUCUGGUGCACGUCCACAGAGGUCAGCGGCCUGUUGCCUAUGCAUGA
Pipistrellus kuhlii (Kuhl's pipistrelle) is the source of this 1299-nucleotide messenger RNA. RefSeq names its product acyl-CoA oxidase like (gene ACOXL). Gene Ontology annotation, biological process: lipid homeostasis; fatty acid beta-oxidation using acyl-CoA oxidase. NCBI's taxonomy places the organism in Eukaryota, Metazoa, Chordata, Mammalia, Chiroptera, Vespertilionidae. The record is from RefSeq and is a predicted model, not a curated record. Gene Ontology annotation, molecular function: acyl-CoA oxidase activity; fatty acid binding; FAD binding. Gene Ontology annotation, cellular component: peroxisome.